Messenger RNA from Melospiza georgiana, 5465 nucleotides. RefSeq names its product zinc finger MYND-type containing 8 (gene ZMYND8). The transcript has 21 exons. The record is from RefSeq and is a predicted model, not a curated record. Lineage: Eukaryota; Metazoa; Chordata; Aves; Passeriformes; Passerellidae. Bases 219 to 3572 code for a protein of 1117 amino acids. Gene Ontology annotation, molecular function: protein binding. Gene Ontology annotation, biological process: regulation of DNA-templated transcription.
GACAGUAGUACAUGUUGUUCGUUCUUGGGGUUUUUUUUCCCUUUUAUUUUUUUUAACUUUUGGUUAAAUGCUACGUAAUUAUUUCAAGAAAUUCCUUUUUGAUCAAUUCCCAAAUCUGCCAGCCUGUUGUAUCUCCUUAACUGGAAAAAUGAGAUGGGUGCUUGAACAGUUGCUUGGCUGAAGAGGAGAUAAAGGCGGAGCAGGAGGUGGUGGAGGGGAUGGACAUCUCCACUCGAUCCAAAGAUCCUGGCUCUGCUGAACGUGCAGCACAAAAAAGGAAAUUUCCCAGCCCUCCACAUUCCUCCAAUGGCCACUCACCUCAAGAUGCAUCAACAAGUCCUAUAAAAAAGAAAAAGAAGCCUGGUCUAUUGAACAGUAAUAAUAAAGAGCAGUCAGAACUAAGACAUGGUCCGUUUUACUAUAUGAAGCAGCCACUCACCACAGACCCUGUUGAUGUUGUACCACAGGAUGGACGGAAUGAUUUCUAUUGCUGGGUUUGUCAUCGGGAAGGCCAAGUCCUCUGCUGUGAACUCUGUCCUCGGGUUUAUCAUGCUAAGUGUCUGAAACUGACAGCCGAACCAGAGGGGGAUUGGUUUUGCCCAGAAUGUGAGAAAAUCACAGUUGCAGAAUGCAUAGAAACACAGAGUAAAGCAAUGACAAUGCUCACCAUCGAACAGCUAUCAUAUCUACUGAAGUUUGCACUACAGAAGAUGAAACAGCCAGGGACAGAGCCAUUUCAAAAGCCAGUUUCACUGGAUCAACACCCAGAUUAUGCAGAAUAUAUCUUUCAUCCAAUGGACCUUUGUACAUUAGAGAAGAAUGUUAAAAAGAAAAUGUACGGUUGCACUGAAGCAUUUUUGGCUGAUGCCAAAUGGAUUUUGCACAACUGCAUUAUUUACAAUGGGGGAAAUCACAAAUUGACACAAACAGCAAAAGUCAUCAUCAAGAUCUGUGAGCAUGAGAUGAAUGAAAUUGAAGUAUGUCCGGAAUGUUAUUUAGCUGCUUGCCAAAAACGCGAGAAUUGGUUUUGUGAGCCUUGUAGCAAUCCCCACCCUUUGGUCUGGGCUAAACUCAAAGGCUUUCCAUUCUGGCCUGCUAAAGCACUGAGGGAUAAAGAUGGGCAAGUUGAUGCCCGUUUCUUUGGCCAACAUGACAGGGCCUGGGUUCCAAUAAAUAAUUGCUACCUCAUGUCUAAAGAAAUUCCUUUUUCUGUGAAAAAGACUAAAAGCAUCUUCAAUAGUGCAAUGCAAGAAAUGGAGGUUUAUGUUGAUAACAUUCGUAGAAAAUUUGGAGUAUUUAAUUAUGCACCUUUCCGGACACCAUAUACUCCCAACAAUCAAUACCAAAUGUUGUUAGACCCUGCAAACCCAGCUGCUGGAACUGCAAAGACAGACAAACAAGAGAAAAUCAAACUAAAUUUUGAUAUGACAGCAUCACCCAAGAUCCUGAUGAGCAAGUCCAUGCUGGGCAGUAGCACAGGUCGCAGGAUUUCACUGACAGAUAUGCCACGGUCACCAAUGAGUACAAACUCCUCCGUUCACACUGGCUCUGAUGUUGAACAGGAUGCAGAGAAAAAAGCAACUUCCAGUCAUUUUAGUGCCAGUGAAGAAUCCAUGGACUUCAUUGAGAAAAAUACAGCUUCUCCAGCACCAACAAGAACAGGUCAAUCAGGGAGCUUGUCAGGCAGCCCCAAACCUUUCUCUCCUCAAGCAUCAACGCCAAUUUCUGCUAAGCAAGAAAGAACUUCCACGCCAGGAAGCAUUCUGAAUCUUAACCUUGAUCGCAGCAAGGCCGAGAUGGAUCUGAAGGAGCUGAGUGAGUCGGUGCAGCAGCAGAGCACCCCCGUGCAGCUCAUCUCCCCCAAGCGCCAGAUCCGCAGCAGGUUCCAGCUCAACCUGGACAAGACCAUCGAGAGCUGUAAGGCACAGCUGGGAAUAAAUGAAAUAUCUGAAGCUGUUUAUACUGCAGUAGAACACAGUGACUCUGAAGAUUCAGAAAAAUCUGAUACCAGUGACAGUGAAUAUAGCGAUGAGGAUCAGAAAUCAAAGAAUGAUCAAGAGGAUGGGGAGGACAAGGAAGGUGCAAGAAGUGACAAAGAAUCAUUGAGCUUGAAAAAAAAACCUAAGCCUCCAGCACAGAAUGAAGACAAGGAGGAACUUAAAAGCACAAGUCCAGAAGUGGAGAAAACAGAAGAACCGGUCAAGGAAAAGGCUGUUUCAGACACUGAAAAAGAAUUUUCUGAAAAGGGAAAGAGUUUACAGCAUCCUGCAAAAGAAAAGCUGAAAGGGAAAGAUGAAACAGACUCUCCAACUGUGCAUCUAGGACUGGACUCUGAUUCUGAGAGUGAACUUGUCAUCGAUCUAGGAGAUGAUCAUUGUGCUCGUGAGGGAAGGAAAAACAAGAAAGAAUCUAAAGAAUCUUCUCCUAAACAAGAUGUUGUAGGUAAAACUCCACCUUCCUCCAGUGCAAGCACCCAGCCUCUACCAGAAACUCCAGUGCUCACCCGCUCUGCAUCACAGACCCCCCCAGCUGGUGUGACAGCAACCACCAGUGCUGCUUCUACUGUCAGUGCUCCCUCUGCUGCCACAGGGAGCCCUGUGAAAAAGCAGAGGCCUCUGCUGCCCAAGGAAACCGCCCCUGCUGUGCAGAGGGUGGUGUGGAAUUCUUCAAAUAAAUUCCAGACUUCUUCUCAGAAGUGGCACAUGCAGAAGGUACAGAGGCAGCAGCAGCAGCAGAGCCAGCAGUCUCAGUCACAGCAGCCUCAGUCCUCUCAGGGGACAAGAUACCAGACAAGACAAGCAGUUAAAGCUGUGCAGCAAAAAGAGAUCACCCAGAGCACUUCCACAUCCACUAUAACCUUGGUCACAAGCACUCAGCCCAUUUCCAUGGUUACCAGCUCUGGAUCUGCAAGCACACUUUCUUCUUCACUCAGCACAGACUUGCCAAUUGCAACAGCUUCAGCUGAUGUGGCUGCAGAUAUUGCUAAAUACACCAGCAAAAUGAUGGAUGCCAUCAAAGGAACAAUGACUGAAAUAUAUAAUGAUCUUUCAAAAAAUACUACUGGAAGUACAAUAGCUGAGAUUCGGCGUUUGAGGAUUGAGAUAGAAAAACUUCAAUGGUUACAUCAACAGGAACUUUCAGAAAUGAAACAUAAUCUAGAACUGACAAUGGCUGAAAUGCGUCAGAGCCUGGAACAGGAACGGGAUCGUUUGAUUGCUGAGGUGAAGAAGCAGCUGGAACUGGAAAAGCAGCAAGCAGUGGAUGAGACCAAGAAGAAGCAAUGGUGUGCCAACUGCAAGAAAGAGGCCAUCUUUUAUUGCUGUUGGAAUACCAGCUACUGUGACUACCCCUGCCAACAAGCUCACUGGCCUGAGCAUAUGAAAUCUUGCACACAGUCAGCUACUGCAACACAGCAAGAAACAGAUACUGAAAUUAGCACAGAAACACUAACUAAAUCCUCCCAGCCCAGUUCAAGCGUGCAGUCUACACCCACAGAAACAGCCAGCACUCCUAAGGAAAAGGAAGGUUCAGCUGAUAAAAGCAAAGAGAGUGUUACAGACCCAUCAGUGUAGCUUCUGGUCUGGAUCUUUCGAUACAAGUUGCCUUCUGAUAAGCAAUACUGACUGCAGCACUUCCAAGCCCUUCUUGCCUGGGGGUUCAGAGGCCAAGCUCAAGACCUGCAUUCAAACCAACUUACUUUCUCACCACAGACUGCCAUUAGGGUACCACAAUGUUCCAUAACACUGAUACAACACUUCACCUGGAUCUACGGUUAACGGAGCAGUUUUGAAAUCCUCCAUAGCAUCUACUCUGAUAGUUUUCAGUAGGCAAGGAUGAGCAAAUGCUCUAAAAAAAAAAAAGGGACUUAACAUUGCUUAUAUAGAAAAUGUUUAUAGAGAAGAUUCUGCUUUAUAGGUAGGGCUUGACUAUUAGCAAUUUUGGCAUCAGUUUUUUUCUGCCCUUGCAAGAUUUAUUAAAUGAAAAAUUUUAGUGGGGGGGGGGAUGGGGCUGAUCCUUCAAACCCUUACACAUGAUCCUCCACAUCAGUAGGAGCCUUGUUGUAUUUUAAAAUAUUAAAAGCAAACUAAUUUUGUAGUAUUGUGAUUCCAGCAUGAUGUCUCAUCGAGAUAGUCCUGUAGAAUUGGGAAGCAUAGUAAUUUAGAGAGCUGUGUUCAUUUCUUGACACUUUUGCUACUGUCUGGUGUUAGAUCUCUGGGCUUGAAAUGUCAUCUAAGGGAGUAACUUUGGGGAACAGAUUUGAAGGGGGGAAAAGGAGGUGCUGUUUCACUUAAAUGUUUUGAUGAAGUUGGUUAAACUCUGGCUCACUCACUUAAUGUUUGUAUGCAUUGUUAUGGCAGCACAAGCUUUGUAUUACUGGGGAAGUAGGGAAUGUGAGACCUAAAACCUGCCAGGGAAUAUUCCAGUUACACAGAUAUGGAAUUGCUUUUAUAUAGAUGUUCUACCUGAAACAUCAUGCUGUAUACAAUAUCAUGUUCAUAAUCUGGAUUUUGUUUUAUUAACAAAGAAGUAACCUGUGAAUUCAUUAAGAUGCCAAUUUUUAACACAAAGAAAGCAUCCAACAUAAAUUGCAUAUCAUAACAAUAAUAAUGUAACAACUAGGUGGAAUUUAUGUACAAGCUGAGGCUUCUACUGAGGUUGCCUGUGCUGUCUCUGCAGAUAGCAACAGGUGUGACAAGCACCCAGCCUAUAAAACUGGUCCAGGUACCGCAGACCACCACCUAUAUUCCAACUACUCAUCCCACAAUUGUAAGUACAGCACCAUCAUUUAAAGUCUGCAGCAAUGCUGUUCCUGGCAUUAAAAUUGCUCAGUAUCUCUGGGGGGUUGUCUCCAUCUGCUGUUGUAUCAAGAGAUGAAUUCACUGGUAUAGUCUCAACUUGCAGUGCAAAAUGCUUGAUUUUACUGUGCAACAUUCCACCUCUUCAUUCCAUUCGUGAUUGCAAGAAUUCAGAAAUCUCUAAGUCUGGCAAAGGCACUGACGACAGGCAGAGGCCAUUUCACAUUACUGGUCUGUUUCAUGUAUAUACUUGACCACAACAUCAAUGUAAAUAUAUAGAAUUCAUUUUAAAUAUCUUUUAAAUAUCGUUUUGUCUAUGGUAUCCUGAAGAGAAUUAGAGAUUUAAUUAUUUCUGAGCUAUGCUUGAUAUUCUUGUGACAUCUCAGUACCUGUGAAAAAAAAUAUGCAUUUGUCAGCAGUGUCUCUCCCAUGCAGUCUUGCACAUUAGCAUUAUGAAACAAGAAAUCGCAUUGGAAUCAGACCUGGGUUUUUUCCAUCAAAGGCUUAACCAAGGACAUCCGAAUUCCCUAGUGUCAGGCACAGUAGAUGGGACAAAAGUGAGUUGGAUUUUUGUAUUUUAUACACCAUAUUAGCCCAUUGUUUCAGCUGUUUGUGCUCUGCAGUGCUCAUGUCAGAGCCAGCUUCUGAGCUGAUGCUGCCCUGGUGACA